Molecule: messenger RNA, 1777 nt
Organism: Solenopsis invicta (red fire ant)
Lineage: Eukaryota; Metazoa; Arthropoda; Insecta; Hymenoptera; Formicidae
Gene: ATP6AP2
Product: ATPase H(+)-transporting accessory protein 2
Exons: 9
Coding region: 161-1414 (417 amino acids)
Biological process (GO): positive regulation of Wnt signaling pathway
Cellular component (GO): membrane; external side of plasma membrane
Molecular function (GO): signaling receptor activity
Source: RefSeq, a predicted model, not a curated record
AUUCGUGAUCAAUCUAGGUUGUUUUUUUAAAUGUAUGACCAAUUCUUGAUGUCACGUGUUACCUGACAUGAUCAUAUGAUCGCGUCUGAAAUUUACUGAAAUUGAUCGACGUCGAGGGAGUCAAGGGAGUGUCUUUCGAAUUUUGUUUCUCCGCACAACGAUGUUUCAACAAUUAUUGCUCCUCUUUUCCAUCCUCGCCGCAGUUUAUGCCAAUGGCGAAUUUGCCAUUCUUCAUUCACCUAACAGCGUAGAAUUCAUUGGAAAUAGGGAGAUCGAACAAAGCAGCCUUAAGGAAGUCUUGACGGCUGGUCUCGGUUACACUGGAAAACAGAAAGAUUCGGAACACUGCAUUGCCAUACGGGAUCCAUUUUCGAUGCCAAAGGCAUUGGUUGCUAUAGCGAUUGAUGGAAUAGAGAAGUUGCCUGUUGUAAAAGAUAAAACUAAAAUUAUUUAUCCUUUAAUUGUGGAUGAGGCGGAAGAAACUACUUGGCAAGCGAUUAGGAGCAGAGUGGAGGAGCGAAGCAACGAUGACACAUUAGUCAGAAUUAAUUUGAGUGAUGGUGUUGAUGCUCUUGGCCAGUCGGCACUUGGUGAGUUGAAGCCUGCUAAUAUGGAAAAAUUGAAGUUCCUGAGUUCAGAAGUUGAGGAGGAUUGCAAGUUCGUCGAGGAAAUACAGCUUCUCCAUGCUAUCGCCGACAAUGCCUCCUCAGCGAAGAAACACGAUUCUGGCACGGAUGUUUAUUGGCUAGUGAUAACCUCAUUCAAUCCAGUCUUGGAACUGCAUGGAAACAAUUCUGCACCUGCCAAAGAGGCGUAUACCUUACUCAGUGACGCAAUAGAACACGUUUCCAAGGCCUUCGUGAAUACUUAUGAUGGCAAAAUUAUCAUUGCGGCUUUCACGAACGACGCUUGGAAAGUUAGGAACGCUCGCUCCGUUCUCGAAAGACAGCGUAGAGACACUCCGGCUUAUAAGACUAAAAAUGUUAAAACCACUGGUGGUGCCAAGGGAGCGCCAAUCAGUUCAGUUAACGAUAAUUUACUCGUCAAGCAAGACGACAAGCAAGACAAGCAAAAUGAUAAAAAGGGUGAUGAUGGGGAAAAAAAUAGUACUACUAUUGCGCCCAACACUGUUGAACGUACAGACGUUCAGGCUAAUAGCGAGACAUCGGACAAGUCCGACGAAGAUCAUAAGGACAAUAACAUAUAUAAUAACACAAUAGGACAGGCUGACUUUUCUGGCCGUGCGAAAGUUUACAACGAGGAUUAUCCAGUCAUCUUCAAUAUAAUACUAUGGUUCUGCGUCGUUUUCUUCUUUUCACUCUUAGCCAUUUGUAUCGCCAUCGCCGAUAUGGAUCCAGGACGAGAUUCCAUUAUCUACAGAAUGACGUCGAAUCGAAUGAAGAAAGAUAAUUAAAUGUAAAUACACACACAUAAAUACAUAUAUACAUAUAUUAUAGUAUAUAAGUAAUAAAUUUUGUAAUAUAUGUUUCUGUGCAAAAUGUAGCUCAUUGGAGCAUCUGUAUAUAUGAUUUAUAAUUUAAUUCCAGUGUAUUCAAAUAAGGAAGUAGAAUUUUAUUGUGUAUUUCUUUAUUCUGAAGAUUCUUUAAAUUCAAUGAUCCAAGUUCGUCAGAGCUAUUAAAUAGCAAGGAUAUACAUAACUAUAUCAUAUUAUUGAAACAUAAAAGUAUUGUAUCAUUCAUUGUACAAUUUCUUCAAGUUUGUAUAUUUCUUGAAGGCUAAAGGCUGUUCUAAAUAUAACAUAAUCAUCUAAAUUAAA